AUCACCCAUGGUACAUUGGGGCUACUGACGCGCACACACGGAAGGUUUGGACAAAGGAAAGCGUUGGCAGUGAGUCAGACGAAGACGACCUCAGAUCUCAGCAGAAGCUGAAUUCAGCAGCAGCAAUACAAGGGAAAUCACCCAUUUAACUGAGCAGCCUGGACUCGGCCUGUAAUUACCUCAGCAGGAGACUGCAGGAAGGUGAGGAGGUCGACGCAUUGACAUUAAGUUCCUUGACUACAAUACCAUGACUACUUUCCGCUUUGGACAGCACGUCAUCAAGGCCUCGGCUGUCUUCCUUCAGACAGAGCUGUCGUUCGCCUUGGUCAACCGCAAACCAGUGGUGCCUGGACAUGUGUUGGUGUGCCCUCUGCGUCCCGUGGAGCGCUUCCGUGACCUGCGCGCGGACGAGGUGGCUGAUCUGUUCAGCGUGACGCAGCGGGUGGCCAACGUUGUGGAGACGCAUUUCUGCGCCACCUCUUCGACCAUUGCCAUGCAGGAUGGCCCUGAAGCUGGACAGACUGUGAAGCACGUCCAUGUCCAUGUGCUGCCCAGGAAGACUGGAGACUUUGAAAGGAAUGAUAGUGUCUACGAUGAGCUCCAGAAACACGACAAGGAAGAUGAAGAUGUUCCUUCUAAGUGGCGAACAGAGGAGGAAAUGGCAGCAGAAGCUUCAGUCCUGAGGAAACUCUUCAGUUAGCCUUCUCUGGUAAACCACCCCAAUGUUACAAUGUCAGAGAGAAAUAUUAGUCCUCAGACCCAGAAAGAGCUUUGAAAUAUUAGGCCCCAGUAUGAUUGUGUAUACUUUUAUUAUUUCCUGCUUCAGGGCCAAACAGCUUUUUUUCCACCCUUCAGGAGAGGAAAAUGUAUCACCUUUCUCAACAUCACAGUUUUCUUUUUUAACAGUUCACUGGAAAGGUUCAUUAUUAUUCAAUAAACUGUUGUCUGUGUGGAAA
Molecule: messenger RNA, 956 nt
Organism: Sardina pilchardus (European sardine)
Lineage: Eukaryota; Metazoa; Chordata; Actinopteri; Clupeiformes; Clupeidae
Gene: fhit
Product: fragile histidine triad diadenosine triphosphatase
Exons: 8
Coding region: 248-700 (150 amino acids)
Biological process (GO): purine nucleotide metabolic process; diadenosine triphosphate catabolic process; negative regulation of proteasomal ubiquitin-dependent protein catabolic process
Cellular component (GO): cytoplasm; nucleus; plasma membrane
Molecular function (GO): ubiquitin protein ligase binding; bis(5'-adenosyl)-triphosphatase activity
Source: RefSeq, a predicted model, not a curated record